Danio aesculapii is the source of this 3726-nucleotide messenger RNA. RefSeq names its product polyhomeotic homolog 3 (Drosophila) (gene phc3a). The coding region runs from base 84 to 2726 and encodes 880 amino acids. The record is from RefSeq and is a predicted model, not a curated record. The transcript is spliced from 15 exons. NCBI's taxonomy places the organism in Eukaryota, Metazoa, Chordata, Actinopteri, Cypriniformes, Danionidae. Gene Ontology annotation, cellular component: nucleus; PRC1 complex. Gene Ontology annotation, molecular function: protein binding; zinc ion binding.
AGAUGAUGACUGACUGAGGCAGCAUGAACCAUCGGCCUGACCAAAUAUUCCACAGCGCAUUUCUUGGCUAAAACACCACUCUAAUGGGUGAUGCAGAUAAACCGAGUCAGGAGGAGCUGGAGGGAGACAGCGGUGUGACAACAGCCUCCACCACCACCACUUCCAGCACCCCCACAGGCACCUCCAUUCCUCUGGGAAACGUCUCGUCAGACAGACAGGCAGUCCAGGUAAUCCAGCAGACAUUGCACAGACCACAAAGCAUGACAGCUCAGUACCUGCAACAGAUGUAUGCAGCUCAACAACAACACAUCCUGCUGCAGACAGCAGCGCUACAACAGCAGCAGCAUCAACAAAACCUCACCUCUACGCAGAUCCUGACCACUACAGAUACGGCUGCACAGACUAAUGGCAGGCAGUUCACCUCGUCCCCUCCAUCAUCCAAUGGAAAUGGGCCUCAGUUGGCUAGUGUGUCCCAAACAUCAAUCACCAUCCCAACCUCUCCUGUAACUCAGCAAAUGGGUCGCAUUCAGGUCACUAGCUCCAGUACUACAGGAGGGGCCAUUUCCCAGCAGGCCAUGCUUCUAGGAAACAGCUCUCCCACAGGCAGCCAGGCCCAGAUGUACCUGCGCACUCAGAUGCUGAUUCUUACUCCUGCUGCCACUGUAGCUGCCGUCCAGCCUGAUCUGACUGUUGUGAGCUCAAUCUCUUCUCAAUCAGCAUCAUCACAGGUUCAAAGUUUGUCUCUCCGCACACAUCUUCCUGGAGCUCUCACCACUCCACAGAACAUCCAGAUCAAGCCUCCUCUCCAGGGUCAGACUCUGGUGUCUCCCCCUCCCAAGAUGUCCAUUUGCCCACUCAAGUCCACACAGCUGCCCCAGAACCUGGUAGAAACAUCUAGAAGUGUGUCACUGUUGAGCAACAUGGCUCAGCCACCAUCAGCCCAACCAGCCAUUCCUCCUUCAACAUUCACACCCGUCCAGUCUCAUCCACUGAUCAGACACCAGCUGCACUGCCCAUGCGGCCCGAGGGUGGCACCGCAGCACCUGAUCAUCCAGCAGAGCUCCAGCACUCACAGACAGGUCCAUCCCAUCACUCUGAGGGUCACAGCCCAGGAUGGCUCUCCUACACCCUUUACCCUGCACACCAGAACCACACCCACGACAGCCACCGUCCAAUCCCAGCACACUGAACUCCUCUCAGUGCCCUCCUCCACAAACCAACCAGCCAAUCAGACUAAAUCCACAGUUCCGCCAGCAGUGCUGCCCGAUCCUCCACCUCUUCAUCUGGGCCCGGUGCUGGAGCCGGUAUCCCAGUAUACCCCUUUGUCAUGCCCACCUCCUCUCAGGCUGGUCCAGCCACAGAGACUGGCUCUGCGCUCAGUUCAGACUGUAGAGGUGCAGUCGGACCACAUGCUGCUGUCUGAAGAGGAGCUGCCCUUUCAGAGUCUGCCACCACCACAGACUGUGGCUGUGGAUCUAAAGGUGCAGCCGACAACACAACCUGAAGCAAUGCAGGUGACGCCAUUGUUGGAGAGUGAAAACCUGACUCUGGUGACAGAUGCAGAACAUGUGAGUCCUCCUCAGAAUAGCAGAACGUCCUCUUCUCCAACACUCUCCCAACCAGACGAACCACAGAGAAGCUCUGAUGAUGUAACCGAUCAACCAGAAAACUUGACAGCUGAUCAGGAGCAGCCAUGUGUAUCAUCGAGCAGAUCAGCGAUCCGGUCACCGGAGGAGCCCACACAUGCCACCAGCUCUCCCCCACCCCUCCUCUCCUCUGCGGUAAGAAGCUCCAGCAGGCUCCCCUCGGCCAGCCUUCCAGAGAGCCCUGAGGGUCAGCCCUCACAGGCCAUCAGUAGACCUCACAUCCUCACACACCUCAUUGAGGGCUUCGUCAUCCGAGAGGGCCUGGAGCCGUUCCCGGUGAGACGUGCUUCCUCAGAGAUGAACCUGCAGGCCACACUGCCAGAACACAGAGAAGACGGAGAAUCCGCCCUGAUAGAUGCGGACCAUCCAGACAACUCCAGUGACUCCGACAUUGAUGACCCACCAGCAGAAGAUGAACAGACAGUUGAAAAGCUGUCUGAUGUCCUGGAAUGUGAGUUCUGUGGGAAAAGAGGCUUGGCUCAGGCUUUCCUCAGAUCCAAACGCUUCUGCUCCAUGACAUGCGCCAGAAGAUUCAACCUGAGAUGUAAAAAGCGCCUAAACCGCUUGAGAGAAGAAAAGGUCGCCUAUUGGCCCCACAGACCCAUGGGAAAGCGAGGAAGACUAUCCAGAUGCUUAAACGGCAGUGCUAGAGAACACUUGCCCAGGCCGCAGCUCCAAGGCUCCCAUCAAACCAGUGACAACCAGAUGGUGUCCAAUUCAGUGUGGAUGGAGAGAGAGGAGGAGGAAGAUCCACCAGGUCCGAUGACAACAAGACUGCGUUUACAAGCUGAAAGAGAGAAGGAGCAGGACAGAGAACGAGAGCAGAGCCGAGUGGAGAGCAGCAGUGGCUCUGAGCUUCUUCUGGACUCCAGUCCUUCACAGUGGAGUGUGGAGCAAGUGUGCUCCUUCAUCAGCUCUUUACCAGGUUGUCAUGAUGUGGCUGCAGAGUUUGGCUGUCAGGAGAUUGAUGGACAGGCUCUGCUUCUGCUUACAGAGGAUCACCUCAUGAGCGCAAUGAAUCUCAAACUGGGACCUGCACUCAAGAUCUGUGCGCACAUAAAUACUCUCAAACAAACUUAAGGCCGUCACAUCCUCCUCAAGUGCCAUGACUUCAGUGAAUGGCCAUUCAAAACAAACACUACACACCUUCUUCAUAUACCUCAAAGUUUAUUGGUGGAGUUGUCUUGGUUUUCAUUCCAUUCAAUCUGAUUAAAGUUUUGUUUAUAUGUAAAUAUAAUAAAUAUGUAAAGCCAAGUUCUGAAGUUCUGAAUAUGUAAAAAGAAGUUGAGCACUAUAUUUAUAGUAAACUGACCAACUGGAAAGUCAUAUGUUGACAGAAGUUGAUGAUGUGCAAAGUGUUUAAUUUUUUUACAUAACACUGUUUAAAGGGACUCUCCACUUUUUCUUUUUUUUUUUAAGUCCCUUAGAGUUAAACAUUUUAGUUUUACCAUUUUUUCCGUUAUGGCAGAAGCACUAUUAGCUUAGCUUAGCAUAGGUCAUUGAAUCUGAUUAGACCAUUAGCAUCUUACACAAAAAUGAAUUUCGAAAAUGUUCCUAUUUAAACCUCGACUCUUCUGUAGUUACAUUAUGUACGAAGACUGACGGAAAACGGAGGGAAAAAAGUCUCCAUGGUUUCAAGGGAGCUGCGUAAUAUCAUUGAGUCAGCCAUGGAAUAGCAGCAAAGUUCCUUGAUUAUUACACUGGAAUGACAGUAUAGUUCCUAACUAUAACAUCCUAGGAAAAAAGCAACUUUAUAUUGUCCAUCGGUCUUAGUACAUGAUGUUACUAGAAAAGAGUCAAGCAAAAUUAUCAAAACUCGGGUUAUUUUUGAACAAGAUGCUAACGGUCAAAUCCGAUUCAAUGAUCUAUGCUAAGCUAAGCUAAAAGUGCUCAAACCAGACCUGGAGAUCGGCAGUUGGAUUAAAAAUUAAUAAACCUCAAUUGUUUAACUCUAGGAGAGUUGUAAAAGAGUUUGUUCCUGUUCCUUUAAAAUGAAAAGAAGCUCUUCAGAACUUGUCACUGUUUACAAAAAUAAAGAGUAACUAACGUGUGUUGAAAAAUAAAGAUUUAUUGAUAAACA